Solea senegalensis (Senegalese sole) is the source of this 1808-nucleotide messenger RNA. RefSeq names its product colony stimulating factor 3 (granulocyte) a (gene csf3a). The transcript has 4 exons. Bases 338 to 928 code for a protein of 196 amino acids. NCBI's taxonomy places the organism in Eukaryota, Metazoa, Chordata, Actinopteri, Pleuronectiformes, Soleidae. Gene Ontology annotation, biological process: myeloid cell development; macrophage differentiation; immune response. Gene Ontology annotation, molecular function: cytokine activity. The record is from RefSeq and is a predicted model, not a curated record. Gene Ontology annotation, cellular component: extracellular region.
CUGCUUAAAUCUGUCAGAUUUGGGGUAUUUAUAACUUUAACUUGUGGGGUUACUUCUGGUCUCACUGGUUUCACAUUGCAGUGACUAUUCUGAACUCAUGCAGCAGCUUCAGCCUUUAGCCUGAAGGGGAUGGAACAUGGCCAGUGCUGCUCUGCUCCCACAGGAGCGCAGAGGAGAGAGAGAGCCAGGCUUUUGUUCUCCUCCUCUCCUCUGCUCCCCACACACACACACACACACACACGAUCCGUGCUGGGUGUAGAAGGAACGACGUGUUUCUGGUUCUCAUGCUCUCCUCACACGCUCUGAUUUCCUCGCAGUUGUCGCCAUUCCCUGCCUCAUGGCCAGCCUGGGCCGCAGCGCGCCACUGCCCACCGAGAGCGGCGCACUUGUUGCGGAUCCCGCCUUUCAGGAGGCGGUGGAGCGGAGCCGCAGCCUGACACAGAAGAUCCUGCUCGCCAUUCCCGACACGCACAGCGCCUGCAUCCACACAGAGCAGACUCUACAGCUAAACUCCCCCGAUAAUGCAAAGCUGGAGAUCAUGGCGGCCAACAUUGGCAUCCCCGCUGCUCCUGUGCUCAGAGCCCUGUCUGAGAACUUCACUCUGAGAACCUGUCUGAGAAACAUGACUGAGGGUCUGCAGCAGCACCGGGCCUUACUGAGCGCCAUCUCUGAGCGGCUGCCAAACAAAAUGACCGGGCUCACGUCGGACAUCAAGGAUCUCUCGAUCCAGAUCAACAAGAUGCAGAAAAUGGUCUACAAAGAGGCCGCGGUGCAGCCCACGCCCACGCCGAUGUCACUACAGCUGCAGGGGGAGUAUGAGGUUCAGGUGGCAGCUCACCUGAUCCUGGUGCAGCUGCAGUCGUUUGGACGGGACAUGGACCGCUGUCUGCGGACCAUGGACCGCGGCGACGACGACACGGAGAGCUGACCAAGAAGCGUCCUCGCGUGACUGCUUUUUUAUUUUUUUACUUUUUCCUCUGAAAAUUAACUUAUACUGCCAUUUUUUUGUUAUGGCAUUAAUUUAUUUGUUGCUAGAAAAUAUUUUAUAUUUUUUUAAGAUCUAUCUAUUUAAGUAUUUAUUUGUGUAUUUGGAUGCUGCAGUAAUUUAUGAAGGAACCCUUUUCUUAAGUUAAGUGAAUGUACUUUGUUUUCGCAAUAUUCUCACAGUACAAACUAUAUAUAUGUAUAUAUGUGUAUUUAAUGGUCUUCACUUAUGAUUGCGUUAGCUAAUCAUACUGUAUUUAUGCACUGUAAUUAUGAGAACUGUAUGUAAACACUGUGCUAGUGCAAUUAAAACGCAGGAGGUUGUGUUUUAGUUUGCCCCGGUUUGCGUAAAAUACCUAAAAUUAUUCAAGUUUGCAAACAGACAAAUUCUCCUUCUGUUUUCCACCUUUGUGAUCACGUCUUGCAGUAAUGUAACACCAGGGAUGUGCGAUAUGAUCAGGACAAUAUCGGCAUCAGCCAAUGUUGCAUUUACAUCAUCUAAUACAUCUAAUGACCAAAACAGUAGGCCGCACAGGCUGCUGCCUUCAUGUCCCGUUCGUUUUAAAUGUUUCUUUUUACACGAUGAAGAAAACGCAUCGUCUACACGUGCUGUGAAAUGAGUAGGGCAAAAUAUACUGGUGACAAUUUCAAUAUCAUGCAAGUGUUUGUCCACAAGUGCUUUCAUAAGUUUAAAAUGUAUACAUCGAUCCCAGAUCAAGUGUACGCUUAAAAACUGUGCUUUGUUUUGUGUGACCGAGAGGUUUACCUUUCUGUCAAUCGUAACCAUUGAGAAUAAAGCAUUAUGAAUGUAUCAAUCAAUUCUA